CAUAUAAACAAAACAAAAACCAGCCGAUCACGAGUCAGACGGAUUGUGACGUAAAGCUCGUGACGUUUCUAGAGUGGGCUGACAGUCGUCUUUAGCUUGAUCAACAGACAGCGGCAGGCACUUUUAAACAUGGCUUUGAAUCGAAAUCAUUCCCAAAACGGCGGAGCUUUGAUAAACAACGGAGAAAGUGUUCUAAGACAGUGCAAGAAUGUGGAGCUGUCAUUCAGUGAUGUCACCUCCAAGACUGACCUACUUAAGGGGACCAAAAAGGGCACCAUUUACUUGACUCCAUACAGGUUGGUGUUUGUGUCCAGCAAUUCCAAGGAUUCUCUGGGUUCAGCUAUGUUCCCCUACUACCUGAUGAAGGGCUGCAGCAUCGAGCAGCCGGUCUUUGGAGCCAACUACAUAAAAGGCACAGUGAGGGCUGAGCCAGGAGGUGGCUGGGAGGGUCAGGCUAAUUUCAAGAUGUCCUUCCCCAGUGGAGGAGCCAUUGAGGUGGGGCAGCAUCUCUUCAAACUGGCUACAAAUGCUUCUCACGCUCCUCCAGCCCAGAAUGGCGCCGCCUCUUACGGAUACCCCGCACCAGGAAUGAUGAAUGGAUACGGCCCGCCUCCACCUGCUCCUAAUGGCUAUCCGUACCCACCCCCACCCCAGCAGAAUGGGUUCUACCAAGGCCCGCCUGUUGUUCCCGGCAAUAUGGGAUACCCUUAUCCACCAGCCGCUGGAGGAAUGUACCCAUCUGGUUUUGACUACAUGGCCCCACCUCCCCCCUAUCCCGGACCCCCUCAAAACUGGGCUCCACCUGCUCAGAACUGGGCAGCACCACCUCCUGUUGCAGGUAACCCAAAAGCAGCCGAAGCGGCCGGCAGCGCCUACUAUAACCCCAACAACCCACACAGCGUGUACAUGCCCAUGGAAAGGCCCCCCCCGUAUGCGCCUCAUCCAGACUCUGAGAAGAAAAGCAACUGAGGCUACAGCCACCACUUCAACACUCCUCAUGCUCCCGAAUCAAUUCCAAAGCAAGUCUGAAGGUGCAGAUCUUCACAGCUGCACAGAAAGCCAUGCGUUGGAACGCUCGGAGACGUCUGUGAAGCCUAUCCAUACACUCAUUAUUAUGGGUUUUUCUUUCUGAACAAAUCCCUCUUUGAAAUGGUUUUAUUCCUUCCUAACUUAAAAAGAAUGAAAACUACUUUUCUUUUCCCAAACUCAACAUUCUCAGUAAUGAGUUCAUUUAGACUGAUUCUGUAACCUUAAACCUGCUUCUGUUACAAAUUGGAAAGAAGACUUUAGUGUUUCCAGUGUGUUUUGUCAAAGAUGGAUUUAUUCAAAUGUUUAGCUGCAGUAAAUUUAUAAAUUUAAUGGCUAUUCUUAUAGUUAUGGCACUUUGUGGAGAUUUUUGUUGUUUCAAAGUCACUUCAAGUACAACACUUGUACUUGUGCUUAAAUAACCUCAUUUAUUUUUCUUCAGAAAAGGCAUUCUGUUUUCUCCCAUCCUUAUUCCAUGAGUACUCAGAAAGUUUCUUUAUUUGAGGACGAGUUUGUGCAGUUUUUGAAGGUUUUCCUUUUAGCAAAAGAAUGUGAGGAUGAACUUCCACAGCUGGACUUCAGUUUUCAGGUUCACAAUAAAUAGGAGAGGUUCUAAGGAAAAAACAACGUUUCAGGAAAACAGUUUAGUCACUACUGCUGACGUCAUUAGAUCUGUGUGGAGCAGCGAUCACCUGUUUGCUGGAUGAUUUGCACAAAUGUUUUGGAAAGAUGGAGGGAGGCGGGGCUUACUUGGUUUAAUCAGAUGUCUUUAUAUUAAUAUCUCUUUUGCAGUUCUUAUUCUUCUUGCUGAUAUUUGUCAAUAAAAUUCUAAUAAACUAUUAUCAGACUUAAGUUUA
Oryzias melastigma (Indian medaka) is the source of this 1883-nucleotide messenger RNA. It is a transcript of the gene wbp2nl, whose product is annotated as WBP2 N-terminal like. Gene Ontology annotation, cellular component: nucleus. Gene Ontology annotation, molecular function: transcription coactivator activity; chromatin DNA binding. Bases 130 to 969 code for a protein of 279 amino acids. NCBI's taxonomy places the organism in Eukaryota, Metazoa, Chordata, Actinopteri, Beloniformes, Adrianichthyidae. The record is from RefSeq and is a predicted model, not a curated record. Gene Ontology annotation, biological process: positive regulation of DNA-templated transcription. The transcript has 8 exons.